Molecule: messenger RNA, 1476 nt
Organism: Lathyrus oleraceus (garden pea)
Lineage: Eukaryota; Viridiplantae; Streptophyta; Magnoliopsida; Fabales; Fabaceae
Exons: 1
Coding region: 154-633 (159 amino acids)
Source: RefSeq, a predicted model, not a curated record
UUCACGUGUUUCAAGAAAGUGGAGUCAACAGUAUUCUGCAAGUAUAACGUUCCCAACUGACAUAAACCAAGUCACCAAGAAAUCUCAAAAGUACCUUGCAAAAUCGAACGUUAACCUAACAAGAAUGAGUUCAAAUCAAACUUCAGAAACCAGAUGAACAAGAACAAGACAACAACAAUGUCUUCCCUCUCAACCACACUCUUCCCUCUUCUCUUUUGUCUUCUCUUAUCAUCAGUCUCAUCUCAAGAAGAUUCACACCAUUGGCCAGGCUUCAUCUACACAAGAACCGGAGGAAGAUGCAGUGCACAGUUUUGGAGCGGAAGACAAGAAACAUGGCCGAGAAUGGUACCAGAGACAUCAACGGUAUCGAAUGUGUUUGGAUGGAGAGUGUAUAAAAGAUACAGAUCUGAUCUUACGUUACUUGAAGCAACGGGUAGGAACGAUGAAGUGGAGAACCCUUUUGGAGCUUUGUUGAAAGAGGGAACAGCUGCACUGAUAAACUCGUAUGCGAGAGAUGGUUUUCCGUUUAGGUCAUGGCAGGUUAAGACUUUGGUUAUGCAAGGUUUUGUUUCUGAGGUUGCUGCUGCUUCUCAAGCCAAACUUUUCUCUUUGGCUAAUCAUGCUUGCUCCUAAAUCAAUGUAAUAUAUUCAUAUUCACUAUGUUUUUUUAGUUUUCUUUGUUGUUCUUUUUUUGUAGAUGGAAAUGGAAAUCACUCCUUUGUGAUGUUGUUUUGGAAAGAUGGUGAUAUGAAAUAUGAAUGACUGAAAAUUAGUAAUGAGUUUUUUUUGAAUUACUUCUUGCUUCACUUUUCUCUCUUAAUCUUUCAUUUCAUUUUCUUUUUAAUCAACACCUAUACAUUUUUAUGGAUUUGGAUCAACAAAAUCAUGUAAUCACGGUUAAGAGUCCCACAUCGGAUAAUAUAUGGUCUGAACAUGAGUUUAUAAAUGGGGACAACCCUCACUCUACCAACCGAUUUUGUAGGGUUGAGUUAGGCCCAACCACACUUCUUAACAUGGUAUCAGAGCCUAAUUUAAGAUCCGGUGGGUCGCCUAUUAUGGUUUCCGCUUUUUCUUGAUCCAUCCGAUCUAGAUUAGACAAUAUAGUGUGUCUUGAUCCGGAUGUGUUAUGUUAAAAAUAUUUUUAGUAAUUCAAGUGUUUUAAUCUAUUAACACGGGGUAUAACCGGUUACACGAGAUGCAUUUUCACUUCUGGAUUGGUGAACAAGACAAAUAUUUGAGUGGCUAACCAGUUAACAUUUGAGAUUAACCAGUGAUCACUGAAUGUGUUAUUUUUGUAAUGUCAACUAUAAUCGGUUAACUAAUUGGUGUAACCGGUUAUUUGCUCGAGUUUUUGUAAUUUUAGUUGUGUACUUGUAUAUUUUAGGUCCGAAUCAUUUUGUAACACUUGUAUAAAUGUCUUGAAGGCAUUCUCAUCUCAAGUUAGUGAAUGUAAUGUGAAUAUUACCUCUCUCUCCA